Molecule: messenger RNA, 3124 nt
Organism: Pocillopora meandrina
Lineage: Eukaryota; Metazoa; Cnidaria; Anthozoa; Scleractinia; Pocilloporidae
Source: the annotation of a GenBank genome assembly
AUGGAAGGAAUUUAUGAAGUAUCGUCUUCUGAAAAAGUCAAAUCUCUGGAAGAAGAUCUAAAGAAAGAGCUGAAGGAAUUACAAAAUGAGGUCGAAGAGGGAAAUUUCCUGAGCUCGUCUGCAGCGCCAAAGGCAUUCGGGUGAGCCUUGUUAUCAGUUCAGUCUUUUUAAACCUUUGUGGUGAAAAAAUCGUUAUCUUAUCUGUUUGUCAUCUAUCUGUGUUUGUAUUUUUCCAUUCGACAUCAGUUUAUGCUCAAGAUCAAGUCGCGAAGUUUGAAUGAAAAUGAUUAAAAAUUACUGUCGUAUUUUACUGAUUGUGGUUAGUUUUUUGUAAUCGACGAUACAAAAAAAGGUGACAGUUUCGAUUGCCAUGCUGACGAUGUCACGGUAUCAACUGAUCAAAGUUGACUAUACACUAUUAUUACCAAAGAUCUGAAGACUAAAAAUAAUUCACAGACAAUGAGGAUAAAUUAUUAAAUUACUGCUGACAGCUUUGUUCUGUCCUCACUUGAGAGUGUGUGAUAAAUAUUUGCUCUUGCCAGUGAUCAAGGUGUUUCCUUUUUCAAUUUUUUAUUCUCUAAAAGAUCUGUUCCGUUGCCUAAGGAUGUCGAUCACUUUAAAAGAGAAAGGAAGCUUGCCAUUAACAAAAGUCUUCAGGUACUGUAUUUAUGUAUGUUUGUUGUUGUUUGUAUGACUUUUAGUACGCCACUGUAAUUUUGGUUAUAAUGUACAUGAAAAAAUUACGAGCUUAAAUAUUACGUCAGUGUUCUAAUUGACAGAUAGCUGUGUUAAUCUUCACUUACCAAUGCAUACUCUCAAUCACCACAUACAUGUGUUAAAGAAGGAUUUAAGGAAUGUAUAUUCUAGUUAUGUUUAUCCUGUUGGCAUAUAACUUGUUUUCCUGCCCUUCUGUGGAUUUGCCUGUGGGAACCAUGGGUGUCAGUGAACUUUUUUUCCUAAAGCAGCCAUCUUGGUUUUGUGACAUCUCAAGCUUGACAGUAAAUCAGUUUAUUUGAUGACUUAUUCCUGCUUAUUCAACUGUUUUGCUAUAGAGAACAACAUGUUCAAGCUACACUAAAUCUUUCCUGGUGGAUUUUGCUCUACAGGUUCGCGAAGCUCAGCCUUUGAUUAUACAAUCAGAUGUGAUGCAAGAGGAGAUGACCAGCUGUUGUCAAGUAGAAUAUACUGCAAAGAGUAUUCCACUUUUGCUUCAUCAGGUCAGCUAAAAGUAAAGAGUCUUAAUUACACUUCUUUGUGGUUCUCAGAAUGACUGAUCACUUCAUGUGAUUUAAACAUAAUUGAUUUGAUACUAUUUUAAGAACUAGUAAAGCCUUUAUACAGGCCCAAGUGGCCCAUGGGGCCAGUGCUUAACUCCAGUUUUCUUAGCAUGAAGCGGCUAGGAGUAUUGCCACUCCCCCCUGGAUGGGAUGCGAGUCCAUCGCAGGGUUACCACCAGCACAUUUGCUGAUACCCAUUUGUACACCUGGGUGAAGAGAAGCACUGUGAGAGUAAAGUGUCUUGCCUAAGAACACAACACAAUGACCCUGGCCAGGGCUUGAACCUGGACCACCAGAUCCAGAGUUGAGCACACUAACCAUGAGGCCACCACACCUCCACUGAAUUUUUGUUUUUCUUUUUCACAGUUUUUCGUGGACAGAAUAGAACACUUGGUUCAGUGUAAACACAUGCACAUGCUGCGCUGGGCCCGUUUCUGUGAGCACACAAAGGCCAUAGAAAAUCUGUUUCCUGUGUACCAGAAAAGGCUCAGGUUAGAAUGCCAGACCCGCUUAUUACUCACUGACAAUUAAGAACUCUUUACAUCCAUUACAUCAGUAUGCAUAUUAUCCAUAUUUCUCUCUAUACAUUUCCUAUGAUACUGACGAGGAGGAUAUAUUACACACUCAAGGGCUUCUUUAGUUGGUGAUAAUCUUCUUUAUUCUCAUGACUGUAAUGUUGGAGUUGGUACAGAUAUUGUUUGGGGAAAUUAGAAGCUGGUCAAUCACAGGAAUGAAAGGGUGAAUUGCAGUUUUGUAUUAUGUGGUUUUAAAAUGGGCCAUCCACCAUUGAAUUUUUAGCAUAUUUAGAAGAAAAGUUUGGUUAAUACAGAUAUUCUUUGGAGUCUCAAAUUGCACAUGAAGUUACUUGUUUUAUAUACUUUUCCAUAGCUGAGAUAAAAAUUAGAGUAUACUUCUCCUUUUACCCCUAAACUUUUUAAAGAGUGACCAGCAUCUAAUUUCUCCUGACAUUAUCAUUGUAACCAAAGAUUGAGAUCAGGAGAAUUAAGGAAAUGAUCACCAACUUAUACUCUUUUGAUUGUUAACCAAAGUCUCACUGGCAGUGCCACAGGAAUGUGUAGAGAAUAGUGUGGAUAAAUGAUGCAUACUGACGUCACAUAUUAUGUUCCUAGGCAAGCAUUCCUUAUAUUCCUAGUCGAGCUCUCAGGUCUGCUGACCAACUUCCACUGGAGCAACCAACACACAAGCUCAAAUUGACUGGCUUGAGGGCUUUCUCAGUGUGUGCGCCUUACCUCUAGAACUAUUUGGUUCCAUUUGAGAUUAAAAGCAGCGCAUCUGUCUCUAUUUUUAAAGCUAAGCUUAAGACCUAUCUUUUUCGACAAGCAUAUUUUUAGACUUUAAAUUUUUAUUUAAUUAUAGGUUAUGAUAAUUUGACACUGUAAAGCGCAUUUGGGCGUUAGGAAAAUGCGCUAUAGAAAUAAAUUAUUAUUAUUAUUAUUAUUAUUAUUAUUAUUAUAUCCGACUAAAUUUGAACUUUAUUCGGCGAUAUCCAUCAUACUGUAUCUCAGGAUUGAAGAUAUUUCACGGUAAAGAUACAUGUCAUAAUUGUGGUAGGACUCUCUUUGUGAAUAAGCGCAGUGGAACAUGAUUAACCCUUCUUUACCUCCUCUGAUAUUAUUAGUUAUAUCAUGGAAGAAUAUCAAGAUUGUCUCCAGCGCGCAAGAAGGCUGGCCGUGGCAUGUGAAGUAACUCUAGCGGGAGGUGAUUCGGCGAUGAGUGUAGUUACCAUGGAUGAUCUGCUGAUUUACAGUCGAUGGUUUAUCUGUAUGUUGCAUUCAGUGAAGAAUAUUCAUGCAUUCAUCAGGGUGAGUGUGUUUUUACGAGUGUAG